This is a messenger RNA of Pistacia vera, 1106 nucleotides long. Its product is annotated as transcription factor bHLH113-like. The record is from RefSeq and is a predicted model, not a curated record. The transcript has 5 exons. Gene Ontology annotation, cellular component: nucleus. The coding region runs from base 22 to 834 and encodes 270 amino acids. NCBI's taxonomy places the organism in Eukaryota, Viridiplantae, Streptophyta, Magnoliopsida, Sapindales, Anacardiaceae. Gene Ontology annotation, biological process: regulation of transcription by RNA polymerase II. Gene Ontology annotation, molecular function: RNA polymerase II cis-regulatory region sequence-specific DNA binding; protein dimerization activity; DNA-binding transcription factor activity, RNA polymerase II-specific.
UUCAUCUGGGUUUGUUCUUUAAUGGCCGAUAAUGGCGGAUUUGACGGGGACCAAGGCACCACUACCAGUUUCUCUCAGUUGUUGUUCUCUGAUGAUGUCGUUUUGGGUCUUGAUAGGGACCACACUUUUACCAACUAUUCUUCUUUUUCUUUGCCUUUUUCUUCUCAUGAAAAGCCUCCCAAAAUGCUUUGUUUUGGUAACUAUGGAGAAAAUGAUCAUGGUGAAAUAGUUGUGUAUGGUGGUGAGAGUAUUACCAGAACCACUCCUCAAAAAUCUGGAGUCACUUGCAGUGAUUCUUCUUCUGCUUCUUCCGGCAAUAACAGCAGUGCCAACGCUACUCAAUAUUCCAAAUCUAAUAAAAAACGAAAUGGGUCUGGCAAAGAAUCAGCUCAAUGCUCAAGCGUUAUAACCACAACGCCAGCGACAACUCAGAAAACCAGUAAAAAGACCAAAGCAGAAAAUACCCCUUCAUCUACCGGCCAUGCAAAGGUAAGGAAAGAGAAGCUUGGAGAACGAAUCACAGCAUUGCAGCAGCUCGUUUCACCUUUUGGCAAGACAGAUACAGCGUCGGUGUUGCAUGAAGCGAUGGGUUAUAUCAGAUUCCUGCACGAUCAGGUUCAGGUUCUGUGCUCUCCCUACCUGCAACACCACCUACCUGACGGUGGAGAAAACGGAGGAGAUGAAGAAUCAAGAACGGACCUGAAGAGCAGGGGACUGUGCCUGGUCCCAGUGGCAUGCACCGUACACGUGGCAAACAGCAACGGGGCAGAUUUCUGGUCACCUGCCAUGGGAAACAAUGUUUCAGCAUCAUCAUUAUUCACAAAGCAGCAGUGACUUGAAGUGAAGUGAAGUGAAGUGAAGUGAAUGUUGAUUAUUCAACGUUUUAACUUACUACUACUGUACAUGUUGUUUGUUUCUUGCCUUGAACAGAUUUGACAACUCAUGUUAAGAAAAGUUAAAUGUAGUAAAAAAAAAAGUGACAGAAAAGGAAGCUGAGAAAGUUCACACUUGGUUCGAGAGUUAAAAAGAGAUGAUGGAUUUGAAAGUGAAAGGAGAUGUCGUUUUGGGGAAGAUAUAUUGUGUAUAAAUGUGGGUUUUUGAGGUGU